Messenger RNA from Laetiporus sulphureus 93-53, 955 nucleotides. Its product is annotated as mitochondrial carrier. Gene Ontology annotation, molecular function: glycine transmembrane transporter activity. Gene Ontology annotation, cellular component: mitochondrion; mitochondrial inner membrane. The record is from RefSeq and is a predicted model, not a curated record. Gene Ontology annotation, biological process: glycine import into mitochondrion. The transcript has 9 exons. The coding region runs from base 41 to 955 and encodes 304 amino acids. NCBI's taxonomy places the organism in Eukaryota, Fungi, Basidiomycota, Agaricomycetes, Polyporales, Laetiporaceae.
CGAGCCUGGAAAAGCAACAUACUCGAACAUUAAAAUACUAAUGAACGAUGUUGGUCAACACCUGCUGUCAGGUGCUGUUUCUGGGUUCGCGUCGAGCAUAUGUCUUCAACCGCUCGAUCUUCUGAAAACCCGCCUGCAGCAAGGCGACGGAACAAUGCAUGGGCCAAGGCCUGCCGGAACCAUUGUAUCUAUUGCCCGUGAUAUAGUCAAGAGCGAAGGAGUGCUCGGCCUAUGGAGAGGAACAUCACCCACGCUCCUACGAAACGUCCCUGGAGUUGCACUAUACUUUACCGGCCUGAACUACACCCGGACGCUCCUCGCCUCUACUCGCUACUUUGCUCUCCCGACACCAGCCACGGAGCGCACACACUCAGGCUCGGUCCUUCCCAAGCUUAACAAGCAGGGAAACCUUCUCGCGGGCGCAACGACGCGCGUCGCCAUCGGGGCCCUGCUCAACCCUUUCGCAGUGCUCAAGGCACGCUACGAGAGUGACCUAUACGCAUAUACCAGUGUCUUCCGCGCCCUUGGUAGCCUCAUCCGCGCAGGCCCUUCGGAGCUCUUCCGCGGCAUUCUCGCCGCGUCCCUCCGCGAUGCACCCUACGCGGGGCUCUUCGUACUCUUCUACGAGCAAAUCAAGGCGGAAGUAGCUAGUGUCGUCUCACCGACCUCGUCGGCGUACUCGACCGGCAUACAUAGCUUCUCUGCCGGAGCUGCAGGGAUGAUUGCUAGCCUCGCCACGCAUCCGUUCGAUGUCAUCAAGACAAAGAUGCAAGUCCGCACCGAAGACAGAUAUCACGGCUUGCUGAGGACCGUCACGACGAUCUACCGCCAACGAGGCAUACCCGGCUUCUACGACGGAGCAGUCCUACGCAUCCUGCGGAAACUGCCCAAUUCGGCCAUUGCAUGGGCGACGUACGAGGGCGUACUUAUGUUUAUGCGGACAUCUCAACGUUAG